AUGAAAAACAACGAAUUUGAAAAUAUUGAUAACGAAAUAAAAGUAAAGGAAAAUUUAUCUGACGAAUCAAGUGAUACAAUCUAUAAAAAUCGAUUUCGUUUUAAAAAAAAUUCGAUUCAAAUAAAAAAAAAUAGUUUAUUAAAAACUAAAAUUAAAAAUACUAACUUAGAAGGAACCAUAAUAAAUGAUUCAAAAUUAAAUAACAUUGUCCAAUUUAAUAAUAAGGAUGAAAAUAUUUCAUGUAUCGAAAAUGGUGUAAUAACAAAAGAUAUGCAAAAUGAAGAAUUAAAAAAAUUUUCUAUGAAAAAUAAAGAAAAUACAAAGAAUAAGGAAAAUGCAGAAAAUACUGUAGUAUUUACCAAACUAACAUCCAUGCAAAAAAAAAAAAGUAUAAAUGAUAGCGAUCAAAAUAUUACAAAUGAAAUAAAGAAUAACAAAAAAAAAGAAAAAAAUGUGUUAAUAAAAAAUAAACAUUCUGAUGAAUUAAAUACAUCAUUAAAUGACAAGAGUAGUAAUAAUAAUACAAACACUAAAAGUUCUCUUGAAAAUAUUUCCAAUCUUAACAAAUCAAAAACUAAUAAAAAAAAUGAAAUUCAUAAAAAUUUUAUUAAAAAUAAACAUAAUAUAGUAAAUAAUAAUAUACAUCAGAUUGAUAGUCAAAAUAAUUCAAUUGAAACAAUAAAUUAUAAUACAACAACGGACAAAACUGAUGAGUCCCCUUUAAGCCUCCUUAAGAAACAUGGGAAAUUGAUAAAAUAUAUUAAUGAAAUACACAUGAACAAUUCAGAAGAAAUCAUAAAUCUUCGAAACGACUUUUCAACUAUAAAAAGCGAUCUUAAUAAAAUAAUGAACAUAAUAAGUAUUAGCCAAAAGGCUGUUUCAUCUUUAAAAUGA
This is a messenger RNA of Plasmodium yoelii, 894 nucleotides long. RefSeq names its product conserved Plasmodium protein, unknown function. The transcript has 2 exons. Bases 1 to 894 code for a protein of 297 amino acids. The record is from RefSeq and is a predicted model, not a curated record. Lineage: Eukaryota; Apicomplexa; Aconoidasida; Haemosporida; Plasmodiidae.